CGCUCAAGGCCUCAAUUCAGUCUCAUUAAACUCUUAGUGCAGAAGAAAGUACCGCCCGCAGUUCAAUCACACCUCUCUCUCUCUCUCUCUCUCUCUCUCUCUCUCUCAAACAAGCAAGCAAGCAUGGGUGGUGAUGCGAUCAUCCCUCCUACUUCUACUUCUGGGGAAGAUUCGUCCUCGCUAGAGCAAGACUUCUCACAAGUGCCAUCACAAGCCCCUACUUUUCUUAGGGAUAAUAUAAGCAUGAAAGUUGAGGAUGGAACUGACAACGCAGACAGUUUGAUGGUUUUUGAGGAACUUGACGAAGUCUGCAGUCAGUUUUCUCCCGCAUCUUUGGAUUUUGAGGCCAGGAGGAGAAACAGUUGUUAUAGAGAAGUCCUGCAGAAUUAUAAUGAACUGAGGAUUCGUAGCGAGAAUUUGAAAGAGACGAAGAGCAAAAUCUUGAGCUACACACCUGGAGCAUGGAUUGAGAAUGUGGGUGGCUUGCAGUUGGCUGAUUAUGAUGUCCCAAAGACAACGUCACUCAUAUUAAUUGGUCCUAAAGGAUCUGGGAAAAGCAGUCUUGUAAAUAGGAUCUCCAAGGUGUUUGACGAAGAUAAGUUUGCAAUGGAAAGAGCACAAGUAUCAUUUCCAAUCUCUUUGAGUGUUGUGCCAGAUACAUCUGUCGGGGAUGGAACCCACUUCCUUCAGGAAUAUAUGAUUCCAAAAGGCUCCAUGUCGUUUUGUCUUUAUGACACCCGCAGUUUGUCUGAUGAUUCAUCUGAGAACACUGAAAUGCUAAAGCGGUGGAUGACAAAGGGUGUUCUUCAUGGGGAUCCAGUUGUCAGGGAUUCUGAUAGUGCGAGUUUAAGAACCUACAUGAAGGGCAAAGCUCGCUGGAACAUUUUCCUGUCAAGGGAGGUCAGAAUGGUCAACUCUGUCAUAGUUGUUGUUAAUGGAAUUUCUGUUUUGAAAUCAAUGGAUAGUAAUGAUGAGUCAGACCUGAAGUAUACCCAGACAAUUGCUGCAGCAUUUAGCUGCCCAUACUUGUCAUUCAAAGAUGACAAGCCUGUUGUUGUUGUUACCCAUGGUGAUCUACUUUCGCUGUCAGACCGUGCUCGCGUCCGUGUCUAUUUGGGAGAGUUGCUGGGUAUUCCACCUGCAAAACAGAUUUUUGACAUUCCAGAAAGCUCUGAUCCAGUUACUGAUUUGACAAUAAUUGACAUGCUACGCUUUUCCCUUGAGCGCGCUGAUAAGAAUCUUCCUCGUAAGAGCUGGAUAAUGAAUAAGGUUCGGACACCAUCUCCAUCUGCAUGUAUAUUGAUAUUAAUAACCCUGGGGAUUGUCAUCAUCUCAGUUUAUGUGCACCAUGCACAUAUUCACCGUGUCCAUCGAGGAAAGGCUCAUCGAAAAGCUCGCAUAGCUUCUCCUAAACAAGAAAUAAAUUGGCAUUCAAUUCGGCACUUGUGGUUGGGGUAGAAUAUGCUACAAACAAGAAUGCUUCCAUGUCUAUGUAUAUACAUACAUACAUACAUACUUACUUAUACAUAUAUAUACAUGUAUACAUGCACUCGUGCGCACACAUAACACGCAUAUAUAUAUAUGAUGUUGUAUUGGUUUUUAUAUCCUUA
Molecule: messenger RNA, 1610 nt
Organism: Carya illinoinensis
Lineage: Eukaryota; Viridiplantae; Streptophyta; Magnoliopsida; Fagales; Juglandaceae
Exons: 9
Coding region: 124-1458 (444 amino acids)
Source: RefSeq, a predicted model, not a curated record